AUGACAAGGACGACAGGACCAGCGAGAAAUCACUGGACCAGCAAAUCGUAUUCAAAUGACAAGGACGACAGGACCAGCGAGAAAUCUACUGUCGACAAGAACAACAAAUCGUAUUCAGAUGACAAGGACGACAGGACCAGCGUGAAAUCUACUGACGACAAGAACAACAAAUCGUAUACAGAUGACAAGGACGACAGGACCAGCGUGAAAUCUACUGUCGACAAGAACAACAAAUCGUAUUCAGAUGACAAGGACGACAGGACCAGCGAGAAAUCUACUGUCGACAAGAACAACAAAUCGUAUUCAGAUGACAAGGACGGCAGGACCAGCGAGAAAUCUACUGUCGACAAGAACAACAAAUCGUAUUCAGAUGACAAGGACGACAGGACCAGCGUGAAAUCUACUGUCGACAAGAACAACAAAUCGUAUUCAGAUGACAAGGACGACAGGACCAGAGAGAAAUCUACUGACGACAAGAACAACAAAUCGUAUUCAGAUGACAAGGAGGAAAAACCGGGAAAAUAA
Molecule: messenger RNA, 525 nt
Organism: Gigantopelta aegis
Lineage: Eukaryota; Metazoa; Mollusca; Gastropoda; Neomphalida; Peltospiridae
Exons: 1
Coding region: 1-525 (174 amino acids)
Source: RefSeq, a predicted model, not a curated record